This is a messenger RNA of Solanum pennellii, 1065 nucleotides long. Its product is annotated as PLASMODESMATA CALLOSE-BINDING PROTEIN 3-like. The transcript is spliced from 3 exons. Bases 239 to 835 code for a protein of 198 amino acids. NCBI's taxonomy places the organism in Eukaryota, Viridiplantae, Streptophyta, Magnoliopsida, Solanales, Solanaceae. The record is from RefSeq and is a predicted model, not a curated record.
UCACUACAUAUAUCAAUCAUUCCACUUCUUCUUUUUUCCCUCUCAUACUCUCAAACUCUCACGACAAUAGCGACAGAUUCAAAAUUUAAACAUCGUUCAUAUACAUAAAUUCAACCCUGAUACACUUAUACAAACUCAAAUCACCAACUUUUUUGACCUUCCAACACUAGAUAAACAUUAUAAUUAGCUCAUAUAUACAUCGAUUCUGUUAUUUCUGGAUCCGUCUCUGUAUAAUUAUAUGUUCAUGGAAGUGUUGAUAGUUAUAGUUAUGAUGUUAACUAUUAUUGUUAGAACAAAAGCUACAUGGUGUGUAGUUAGAAGUGAUGCAAGUUAUCAAGCAUUACAAAGAGGUUUAGAUUAUGCUUGUAGUUAUGGUGCUGAUUGUUCACCAAUUCAAUCUACUGGCCUUUGUUAUCUUCCUAAUACUAUUCAAAAUCAUGCUUCUUAUGCCUUCAAUAGUUACUAUCAAAGAAACAACAUGGCUCCUGGCUCUUGCCAAUUUGCUGGCACAGCUACUUUUGCCAAAACUGAUCCAAGUUAUGGAUCUUGUGUUUACCCAGCUUCUCCAAGGGCUGCCGGAGGGCCACUUCCUCCCGGAAUCGGAGGUCAUAACGACACAGGUGGAGGAAUUACGACCACCCCUGUUCUAUAUUCACCACCACAAGCAAUUAUAAACCCUGUGUAUGCUAACAGGACAACACCAAUUACCGCGGGAUCGAGUGAUCCUGACUCUCAAGAUUCGAAAGCAAGUACUUAUCCAAAGUUUUGGAGCAUGACAAGCUUAAUUGCAACAUAUUUGAUGUUUCACCUAAUUCAUAAUUUUCAAUUUUUGUAGGAAGACAAGAUUUAGUGAAAUUUUGUACUUUAUUUUGAUGUUAUGACGACUAGUGUUGUCAAAAGUAUUGUUUCGUCGCUUAAAGCAAUGAAACAAGUAAAUUGUGAUAAAAGGAGUAUUAGUAUGAUUGUCUAAAACAACAAUUUUUAUUAUCUGUAACAUAGGAAAUGUUUGAAUUCUUACGAGAAAGGGGAUGUAGCAAAGAAAUAAUCGAAUUUUGAUUGCUUUUA